Molecule: messenger RNA, 2820 nt
Organism: Dicentrarchus labrax (European seabass)
Lineage: Eukaryota; Metazoa; Chordata; Actinopteri; Moronidae
Gene: gja5a
Product: gap junction protein, alpha 5a
Exons: 2
Coding region: 393-1544 (383 amino acids)
Biological process (GO): cell communication
Cellular component (GO): connexin complex
Source: RefSeq, a predicted model, not a curated record
CAUGGGGGGAAACACUCUCUCAUGAUGCCCCUGCUUUUCUUCUCAUGCCCCCCUGUGUGGACUAACAGUUUGGUGGUGAGACGACACGAAGCUCAGACGCCGUCCUCAAGAGCCAGCUCCUGUUGAUAUUCACAAGAAGAAGAAGGUAGUCCCACCGCUGCGCCAAGCCUGCUCAUGUCUGCACCAUCACCUGCUAUUUGGCCACUGAGUUGAAGGAAGACUUGUCUCACCAGGGGACAGAUAAGGAGCCUCUGCUUGAUCAGAAACAGCCUUCCAGACCGCUAUCCUACAGCAGUGACACCUUUUCACCUCUAGUGCACCCUCUUUCCGCCCUUUCUCUCCUCCUUCUCCAGUCUUUGUGUCUCAGGUGUGUGUUCGGCCUGUGAGCAGUGAUGGGGGACUGGAGUCUCCUGGGGAAUUUCCUAGAGGAGGUCCAGGAACACUCCACCUCAGUCGGAAAAGUCUGGCUCACCGUCCUCUUCAUCUUCCGCAUCCUGGUGCUGGGCACGGCAGCUGAGUCCUCCUGGGGCGAUGAGCAGAGCGAUUUCCUGUGUGACACUCAGCAGCCCGGUUGCACCAAUGUGUGUUAUGACAGUGCCUUCCCCAUUGCCCACAUCCGCUACUGGGUGCUGCAGAUUGUUUUUGUCUCCACACCAUCCCUCAUCUACAUGGGCCACGCCAUGCACACGGUGCGCAGGGAGGAGAAGCAGCGGAGGAGGGAGCAGGAGGAGAAGGAGGCGAGAGGGGAAGGCGGAGGAGACCUGGAGGGGGAGAAGGAGUACCUCCAGCAGAAGGAGGGCGGAAAAAUUAUGACAUCUGAUGGGACUGGACAUGUUCGCCUCAGAGGAGCACUGCUGCAGACUUACAUGCUGAGCAUCAUGAUCCGUACAGUGAUGGAGGUGACAUUUGUUGUGGUGCAGUACCUGAUCUAUGGGGUGUUCCUCAAGGCUUUGUACCUGUGCAAGGCCUGGCCCUGCCCCAACCCCGUCAAUUGCUACAUGUCCCGACCCACAGAGAAGAACGUCUUCAUUGUCUUCAUGCUGGUGGUGGCCGGUGUGUCUCUGCUGCUCUCCGUGUUGGAGCUCUACCACCUUGGAUGGAAGAGUGCAAGGAGGUGUGUACGCGAGAGGGCGUUACAGAGGAGCAACCAGAGAGCUGUGACAGUGGCCGUGUCCACAGCCUUGGAGCCCAACAGCCCACCCCGGCCCUCGGCCUCCUGCACCCCACCCCCUGACUUCAGCCAGUGCCUGGCAGCCCCGAGCUCCUUGAACGCCAUGACCUCUAUGGCCUCUCACCCCUUCAACAACAGGAUGGCGCUGCAGCAGAACUCAGUCAACUUGGCCACCGAGCGGCAUCAUAGCUGCGACAACAUGGAGGAUGGGGAAGACUUCCUGAGGAUGAGAUAUGACCAAGCCCCAACAGAGCUGACCAACAGCUGCUCCCCAUCGCCUCUGAUGCACUCCGGCUACAUGAAGGACAAACGCCGCCUGAGCAAGACCAGUGGGGGCAGCAGCCGGGCUCGCCAAGAUGACCUGGCAGUAUAGAUUCACAAGUGGUUGAUCAGGAGGAGAGGACGGGUUUGACCUUCAGAGCCAAAGAGAAGGGACAGAAAGAUCAGUUUAGGAAGACACAGACAAGAGGAGUCUGAGUGAAGGGGUCACGACGUGAGCACAGGCUACUUAUGCAAACUCUGACACUGAAGCCUGACACUUGACUAUAGAGGAUGGACGAGACUUUAGAGAGUGACACUGAGAUCCGUGAGUGGACUGUGUAAACUUGACAUGUGUGAACUCUGUGAGCAGAUAGUGUUUGUGAACCAAUCUGUCCCAGAGCUUAAAAAACUGACAACCAAACUGCAAAAGAAAAAUAAUUUUGAAUCGAGAACAGGGUAACUGUAUUGGUGUGAGAAUCCUUUCAUUAUAAUCCAUAAUAUGACACACAUCUCAACUAUACAAUUAAGAUUAGGUAACUUUAAUAGCCACAACCAACAGUUUCUUUCUCUUGCAGCAAAAAAUAAAAGAUACAUUAAGAGAAAACAAGGACUUUAAUAUGCAAUAAACUGUGAAGCUUAUACAAGCAGUAUAUAAAUUGGGUAUUUUUAUGCAGCAUAUUUUCAAUUAACAAGGUUAAGUGCCUUAAAAAGUGUAAAAAUAUAUCUAUUUCCAUAAAACAUGUUUUCUAUAUAUAUUUUUGCAAAUCCAUGACAAAGACUGUACAUUUAAAUUAAGCCAUAUGUUGACUUGCUAACCUGAUUGCACUUCAUCCACAGGCCAACAAACAGAUCACUUUAAAGUUAAAAAUAGUGUGAGUAAAACUCAUUCAUCAGUUAUACAUUUGACUGGAGCCUUGGUGUGCACAAGUGAUAAGAGAAUGUAGCCUGUUUUAGGAGUUUCCUUUCGAGAGGGAUCCAAGAAAGAAGAAAAAGAAGAGGUCCUGCUCGGACGCUGUUAAGAGAAGAUCCGACCACUGGGUGGCAACAUUGCACUUAAGUCCUUCAGCUGCUCUCCUGGAGCCGUUGUGUAAAUAGUGAAUUUGUCCCUAUGCAAUAUAUGUUUCCGUUGAUGUCUUUGAAUGUAUUUUAUUUCAUUUUCUAGUGUCUUGCUCUUAAAGUUUGCAGGAUAUUUGUACAGGCUGUGUACGACAGCAGUUUCUAAAUGAACACUGACUGCAACUUGAAGAUUAUUCCUACAUAUUUCCCACAGCAAACAUUCAGCUUGCUGUACAUUCACUGCAGUUUUUGGUUCUUUCACACAAACCUUUAUGCAAUAAAGAUCAUCACUAACCCAUCACAAACUAAUAAAUCAUCAGCUGUACAAUCUG